ACAAAUUACUCAAUGACCGGCGUCUCCCGAAACAAACUGAACAGUUUUUGUGGAACCAAACUUUAAGUGUUUGGUGUCAUUACAUAGAACUCCCCGGAUGUUAAGAAACAGCUUAGAAAACAACAUUUCUUAGAAAAGGAAAUUUGAUUAGGGCUUAAUUGUUGGUUUAAAUAUAAUGCUAGUUAAAUUUAAGUGAGCGCUGUUUAUCAUAGGAAACACUAGCCGAUAAAGUUUCCUUUCACAGUCAGGUAACGAGUCACUUCAGUACAAACAUGCUGGAAAUGAAUUCGAAAUAAUUCACACCUCUCAACCGAGUCAUGGCAUCUUUAUGAGAAACUGGAAGCUUCUGCUUAGAGGACAACGAAGCCUGAAUAUUUUAAUUACUCGAUAGCAUUCAAACUGUCAAUAUCAGGAUCAAGAAAAACCUCAAACUCACUAUUGCUACUUGAGGUACAUGCAAUUGUAGUGCUUGUCUUAUGGUUAACUGACGACUUUGGCGACGCAAUAUUAAGAGAAGGGCUUGUUUAUCAACAUGUGGCGAAAACAGCAGUGAUGUAUGAAAACAGGAAGGCUCAAUUCCAAGACUAAGCAGAAGGGAUAACAGAGUGAUAUGGCGCAAGCCACAGAACUUUCAUCACUAAACUACGACAAAGGAAUACCACUCUGUCUCCCCAACAACUUUACUUGGGACCCAUCAACACAAGAAGUGAGGAAGACGGGUGAUGUCCGAAGAUCCCUUUGUCCAAUUCCGCAGGCUGUUAAGAUGUUAAAAGAAAUUAAAGAGCCAGUGUGCGUUGUGUCCAUUGCUGGUCCAUGCAGAGCAGGAAAGUCCUACAUAAUUGAUGACGUAUUUGGUCAGAUGGAGGCGUUUCCUGUCGGUCAUUUUACGGACCCAGAAACUACAGGAAUUUGGAUGUGGAUUUCCCCUCAACCAUUUAAGGACUCGCAAGGACGGGACUUUAAAGUAAUCCUGUUGGAUUCAGAAGGAAUCAAUGCUGUUUCUGCUGAGGAUAAAGAUGAUCACCGAAUCUUCACCCUCACUGUUUUGCUAGCCUCAGUGCUGAUUUACAAUUCAAUGGGCACUCCAAAGCGGACAGACCUUAAUGAUUUGGACUUCAUAAUAAAAUUAUCACAGCAAAUCAGGAUCCAAUCGGAAGAUGACCCGGACGAUAAGGACCUGUUCCGCAACACAUUUCCAUUCUUUUUUUGGCUUCUGAGAGACGUUGUCCUUAGGCUUCCUACUGAGUGCGAAGACCUCAAUCAGUAUUUUUCGAAAAGGGUUUUUAAGGGGAUGGCAAACGAAAACCAAGAAAAAGUCGCCGAGAGCAUUCUGAGUUUUUUCCCCGGCUUCGAAAGCUUCGCUCUGCCUCCACCUUCAGAUGAUCCCGACAUAAUGCAAGAUAUUAGUAACAACCGGGACAAACUUAACCCCAAAUUCCGCGAGGGGGUAAAACGCUUUGAGGUUCUUUUGAAAUCAAAACUGGUUCCUAAAAGAAGUAUCAACAAAGGAGAGUACGUUACUGGAGAAGCCCUUGGAGAGUUGGUCAAGUUAUAUAUAGACGCCAUCAACGACCCUCACGCGAUUCCAAAUGUGACGAAGGCCUGGGAUAUCUUUGUUAAGAACAAAAUAGCAGAUGCUAAGCAAGAUGCCUUGAAAGAUUACGAUCAGUCCAUGAUACAGUUAACACGCUUGCCCUGCGUUGGAGAAAAACUUCUGGAGGACCACGAAUUUUCGGAAAAGCAGGCCACGAAAAAAUUUAUGGAAGAAACUGCUGAGCUUAACUGUACUACCCUAAAAGACGAAUUGACGGAUCUGAUUAAAUCGUUUGCCGAAAAACUGAGGCUUUGGAAAGAUAAGAAUGCCUCCUUAACGCAAACAUCUUGCGAUGAUUUGUUGAAGAAGUUGAAAGCGGAGCUUUUAGAUCCAGUCUAUGAAAGGGUGCGUGGUCCAAACUGUGCCCAAGUGAGAUAUAGUGACAUAAUCGAUGCCUGGAGAAAAAUAAAAGAUCGUUUCUACUCGGAAGCUGUGGGAGCACAGGACGUUAGGGCAGAUACAUUCUUCAAAUUCAAUCAGACGCACUUGCAAGAUGAGAUGAUGCAAUACGAAGAAAUUCUAAAGAAGAUGAAGGAUUAUGAUGAUAGUAUUUCCAAAGAAAGGGUCGCAAAGGAGUAUAUAGAAAAAGAACGAAGAAGACUGGAGGCGCAGCUUACUGAAAUGACAAAGAAAGAGCAAGAUCGUCAGGAAAAGAUGGAGAUGCUUGAAAAGCGGCAGCAAAGCGAAUUGAAAUUGAUAAAGGAACAGUCUAGACAAGACAUUGAUGCUUUGCAAAAGCAAAUUGAAAUAGUGAACGACGCCGGCAUGAAGGUUCAAAAGGAUUUAGAAACACAAAUGGAAGGUGCCAUCGAGAGGGAAAGAGAAACAAACAAAGCACUCCAAGCGAUGAAACUGUUGUCUGAUCAGAAAGAAGCAAACUUUCAUGCUAGCGUCAAAGCUAUGAAUGAAGAGAUCCAAGAGACGAGGGGAGCAACCCAAAGAAGUUUCGAGGAACUUUUUAAGCAAAUAAACCUUAAUGCAAAGACGGAAGGUCAAACCAUUCAUGUUUUAAACAAUACGAUACAAUUAUUGGAGGAACAUAGAAAGGACGCUGCAGCGAUGAGAGAUGAGAUCCAAGAUUUACGAGACCAGUUAGGCAAAGCUCAAAACCCAGGUUAUAUUUCAUGGUUUAUUCGUAAAAUAUUUUAGUCACUACACUAUUGGUCUUUAUUACUUUAGUUGUCUGUGCUUAGUUUAAACUUGAACCAUUACAGCUAACUUUUCUUGCCACUGCGUUAUGUCCGAGGUGCUCAGGACUAGUUGUCAGUUUUCGUCACUGGAAAAUGCAUGCGUAUGGAAAAAUUUCCAAGUUUAAACUUGGCGAAAGUUUGAUCUCUAGAGUUUCUUUGAUUUUGAGAAAGAUUUGUUUGUCAAGCCAAUUUUGGUGGUCUAGCAACAAGUUGUUGGUGAAGAAUUGUACACCUAGCUGUUAAAUAUAUACAUAUAUGAACUACGUAAAAAGGAUCAGCGUUUAGUGAUAACUGAACACUCGAUGGUGGGUUGUAAUGAUUCUCGCUUGGUUAAUCGUCACUUUAUCUUUUUUAAAAGGGAUCGUCAUGAGAAAAGGAAAAAGUAGGAGAACAAAUAAGAUUUGGGGCAAGCGUCAAGUCUUCAGAAACAUGUUAGCUUUUACGCAUGUAUGUUAACUUGAAACAAGGAGCCACUUUAUUCCAUGAUUUCGCUGUAAUAGCCUGAUUUGCAUGAUCACGGAGUUAUGCCGAGUUGUUCUGGACGUCUAAAUUUAAAAGAUAGCGAAAUAAACUAAGUACAUUGAUCA
Messenger RNA from Pocillopora verrucosa, 3371 nucleotides. The record is from RefSeq and is a predicted model, not a curated record. Lineage: Eukaryota; Metazoa; Cnidaria; Anthozoa; Scleractinia; Pocilloporidae.